Messenger RNA from Spirometra erinaceieuropaei, 4582 nucleotides. NCBI's taxonomy places the organism in Eukaryota, Metazoa, Platyhelminthes, Cestoda, Diphyllobothriidea, Diphyllobothriidae. The record is from the annotation of a GenBank genome assembly.
AUGUCACUGGAGGAAAAUGGUUGCGAGAACACCGAUUUCCUCCUUAUGCCACCAUCACCUUUAUCCGCGAAUGUCUCUGAUGAUGGAUUCAAGUGAGAAUCCGAAACGUCAGGCCAAUAAAUUUCUUGUUCCACUGAUCGCAUCUUCGUCUUCUGAACUGCUACCCGGAACUCGCCUGUUCGCUUCUAUCAACGUAUUUCCCCGUCUACUGUGGAGUUUCAUGCACAAUGAAGGAUUUAAGAUGCGAAAAACACAAGGUCUUAACUAGAACUAAUAAUAGCUCGUACGGAUCUUGUAAAGAAGCUGAGAGAAGAAAAUUACGCUUUCGAUUCUAACUUGACAAGUUCCCCAACGUAAAAAGCAGCGGUCAGAGCGGGCAUGGAAUGCGGAAUUCGUCGUUCUUGAGAUUCAUUUUUAUACGGAAAUCCGCGGACGUUGCCAAGAGGUCUUAUUAAUUUUGUGCGUAUACACAAAACAGAGCAUAUAAUUACAGUUGACCAAGUAACUAGUCUGCUACAGUAAAGUAGAAGUGCACUCGUUAGUGAAUAGAAAAGGGCAAGUUGUGGCUCAGCCUGAAAAGACCGCCCCUCCACCAAUUAAAACGUCAUCUUUUCUUGGUCGCCAUAGGCACACAGUGUUACGAGGGAGAACCCUUUGAAUGUAACAAGAAAAAACUUUUUUUCAGAAGACAGGUGGCGACCAUAUGUUGCUUUCGAUAAAGUCUCUUCCGGCCAGUACAAUUGUAUGGGAACAGGCUACAGUCAAACAAGUCAGUGGUUAAAAAAUCGAUGAAAGUUAGUUUUAAAACACGGGUUGGGCGAGAGCGGAAGGGUGCAGAAAGUUGCAUGUGGUUAGUCAACCUUUGACUACGGUAACCGCGAAACCUGAAGGGGGUUCUUCUGAGAGGCGAGCCCAUUGUGACGCCGUCUACUUGUCUAUAGAGUUGGUUGUCAAAAAGGACUGCGCAUUUAAUGAAAUUAAUUUAUCGAAAGCAACGUAUGCUCGCCAACUCGUCUUCUGAAUACUGCUGUGGGAAUUUUCGCAACUCUAAACAAGUCAAAAAAAUAUUUUUAUUUGCUUUCUCCUAGAAAGAACUGGCCAUUAACCCAGUCGACAUUUUUGGCACGCACUAACUCUCGCGAGAUAUGUGCGAAGCCUCUCUUUGUGUAGUUCCAAGUAAGCAAAAUAGGGCUUUAGUGGGGUCGCAAAACUGAUGGGUGCGAGGCGUAAUUUAAACUCGACUCAUGGCCAAAUCGAUUUUGAUGCUAAUAUGCCUAUGCAAGGCUCAUCAGAUAUCACUAACAAGAUUUUAACCUUCUUCAGUCGUUCUUAAGGGAUAUCUUUUCGUUCUUGGAUGAGAAAACAUUUUUUCUUGAAGUAUACUUAUGACUUCCUGCUGAGACAACACACGGAGUUAUCGCAACGCGUUGUUUAAACCAGCUGGCCGAACGGACCGAUUGUUUCAAGCGUAUUCGGGUGCCUUACGGUUGCUAUAACAACCUGAAGAGAGAUAUGGAUGGACCUCUUCGGGAAACGUAUGUAUGUGUGGUCCAGUUUUGAUGCUCAAAGAAAAUGCGAAAAUUCGUCAAGUACCCGGAAGAUCUCUAUAUGGGAACUUUCAACUGUUCCAUGUUCUGGAUUUUAGGACGAAGUAGGUGCCUACAAAUAGACUUUCAGAGCCAAUAAUGCGUCAAAUACAUCUGCUGAUAUUAAGCAUCGUAACAAAUUUUAACAUUCUCUCUGUUGGUUGAGACAACUUCUUGUGGGAAAUCGAUCCAUAUGGGCUAGAUGAUGGUAAAUCGAAACCCGCUGAUAGAUUACCAAGUAGCCUGUUACUUUUAGAAGCAGAAAAGCGUUUUCCUGAAAAUAAAACCAGAAGCGGAUGCGGUUUUCAGUAACUGCAGACAGAUAGCCUUCACCAUCGCGAUCAUUAGCAUCUGCGCACUGUCGAACGCGAUGUUCGGAUAAAUUAAGAGAAUGGGGACGUUUUGUUCCGACGUGCCAACGGAACUGAUCAGGUGUCCCCGAGACCCUACCCCUCCCCUCCUCCCCCUCCACCUCCUCCCCCUUCCCCUCCUCCCUCCCCUUCUCCCAUUGCCUCACUUUUAACGCAGAGUGCGUGUAAGCCCCUCCAGUAUGUUAUAAACGAUAUUCAUGUUUCUCUUCGGUCAACUACCCGACAAAGCAAGGAAUAUGGAACACCUUCGCAUUAAGAACUGUUCAGGCCUCCGACUUUUAUAUUUUUAUGUUACUGUAUUUGAGGGACCUUAAGUGUGUUUUUGUUUAAAGUCCCUACUCUGAUCUAAGCAAAGAGUUCAAAGUCGGCGGAGUAGGGUCAGCCAAUGCAUGAGGUCAUGAUAAAACAGCCAAAAACUCAGUGUGGAAAGUAACGUGAGUUAUUUCUGCUGGAACGUUUUGGACUUAUCAGAGUGAAAACCUGAAGCCUCAAAAUGUGUUUUCACAGAAAAACACCAUAGUAAAUAUCCUCCACGACUAGAGAAGGGCCCAUCCGAUGUAACGUCAGGAAGAGAGUAAGGUCCCCUCUAAGUGAUUUGGGUUAGCUCUGUACUGCUUCUUCAUAUCAGUUGGCUUCUCAGUGAACUUAACGAAGAACCACAGUGAAUGUGCUAUCUCAUGGAAUUUUCACCGAAAUCCUGCGAUUUUUUUCAGCUAGAAAAGAUAUUCUUAGAAUGUUUGCUUUAUCAAUUGCCAUGCAAUAUAAUCCCAGGAUAUUUCAGUCAUGGCAGGAUGCUGGCUUUUGAACGAGUUCUUUCCGGCCGUCUUCGAAAACUAUGGUCUGCAAAAAAUGCUGCUUAGGAGGUAUGCAGUUUUCUCGUCGAUUUUGGAUAUCCUUAUAGAUUCAAAUAUAUUUUAUAGAAAUAAUUCACAACAAUAUUUGUUCAUUAUCUCAGUUUGUAGCAAAGCACGCCUUCUUCAAACUUAAUACUUGAGGAAAAAGCCUUUGUCGAUUUUUAAAAAGUUGCUUAUUAUGAGAUUUUUAGGACCGCGGAAUAUCCAUUUAAAAAACCCCGCAUCUUUGCAUUUAUUAAUUUUGCUUGUAAAGUUCGCUAUAUGGUUUAAAUCCGCCGAAAAAUUUCAUGAAUCCCAUACAGUAUCUUCUUAACGCCGUAUAAAAUUGCAUGAAUUUCCUCACACAGAGACACCGAAUGUAUGUUUAACGGCAAGUAGUGUUCAAAGUUAUUCGAAAAUUGAAAAAGUUUUUCAAAACCAGAUAAUACUCCAACUUAGGGUGUAGAAUUGGCGGACGCCGUAAUUUGCUGCCAACUGAUUAAAGAGAUCAAUAUUAUAUGUAUGUAUAUAUAUAUAUAUAUAUAUAUAUAUAUAUAUAUAUUACCUAAAAAUAUAUGUGAAUUUAUAAGGGCGUUGAAAAUCGAUAGGUAAAGUUCGCACUACGUAGGUAAACAUUGUUUGCAGAACAGAGUUUUUGCAGGCGACCGGGAAGACGCUCGUUCAAGCGCCGACGGCGUGGUAUGGGAUUCUGUUGCACGAUCAUUAACAUUACAAGCCUAAUUUAGAAGCCUUUUCGAAUAGGCAAUAUAUUUCGGUCAACGUAUGCAAGACAGCCACCAACCAGCACAAAAAACUGGUUUAGAGCUCCACUUCGGUGCCCUGUUUGACGAGUUCCUGCCUCGGGUAACUCUGGCGUGUGCGUCAACCACACGGAUCCGCAACACUGCUGUCAUAGUCGAAUCACGGUCGACGGCCAUCAACUCAAAACCGUAGAUAAUUUUGCUCAUCUCGGAAGCACACUUUCUAACAGCACCAGACUCGACGAUGAAGUUGUCCACCGGAUCGCCAAAGCCAGCCAAGUCUUCGGCCGGCUGCAGAACCCCAUGUGGAAUCGUCACGACCUCCAACUGAAUGCCAAACUGAAGAUGUACAAGACCGUCGUCCCGAUGACACUUCUCCACGGAGCAGAGACUUGAACCGUCUACCCCAGCCAUGCCAAGAAACUCAACUCAGCUGUCUUCGUAGAAUACCAACAUUGAGAUAGCAAGACAGGAUUCCCGACACAGGCCCGCAUCCUCAGCAUUCACGCCAUGUUGAGGCAACUGCCGCUACGUUUGAGCGGCCAGCUCGUGAGGAUGGAAGAUACACGAAUACCAAAAUAACUUUUCAGUUGUGAUGUCGCCGCCGAUUUCAUUUCAGUCCAGAGAUCUGGGAGAACCUCGCCCAGACCAGACCGACCUGGAGAGGAGAAGUGGAUACCGGUGCUGCAAUCUACAAAACAAAUCGGAUCGCCGCCGCCGCCGCCAAAGCCGAAAGAGAGGCCCUCAAAUCACAAGUGCCUCGCCUCCACAGUACCAAUCCUCCGCCGCUUCGUACAUGCCCGCGCUGUCAACGCACAUUCCGCGCACGAGUCGGUCUCGUUGGACACCCUCGGAUUCAAUGCGCCAUCAAUUCGACAACGUAUACCUCUUCUCCCACUCUCGCCCCUGCCGCAAACCCCGCACCGAUCGGCACCCCCGUCACCGCCGACGACACUGUUGCUGUCCCGCCGUCACCGUCCACCGACAUCAUCCGCCCUGCCCCUACCCCUUCAUCGACAUCGGUGGCCUAG